Verruconis gallopava is the source of this 2735-nucleotide messenger RNA. RefSeq lists its product as uncharacterized. The record is from RefSeq and is a predicted model, not a curated record. NCBI's taxonomy places the organism in Eukaryota, Fungi, Ascomycota, Dothideomycetes, Venturiales, Sympoventuriaceae. Bases 47 to 2005 code for a protein of 652 amino acids. The transcript is spliced from 2 exons.
UACCUGCAAGCGUUUCAAGUCCAGUUGACAAAGUUUCAUCCAUACAAUGCCUUCGCGCAUCUCCAUGGCGUCUCUGCGGUCGCUUCAGAUGCGCAUUUCAUCUCGAACCUUUUGCUGCUCCCAAUGCCUUGCGCAUCGCUCGGUAGCCCGUGCUAAUCUUCGAGAUCGCAUAUCCGCACUACGAGACAUUCGGACUGGGCGUUUCGCGUCAACAGCGACAGCGACCCGAAUUGAGGCCGAUGGUGUUGGUAGAUCACCGUACAUUGCGCCUACUACGGCGAUCAAUAAACCAGCAGACGUUGCACCGUCGAACAAGGAGCUGUAUGGCGCUCUUGAUCAGCUCAAGAUAGACGCAGCCAAUUACGUCGACUCCAGCAGACUAGCUCUGGCAUUGAGGAGCUUAGAAAGAAAUGAUGCAGUCAUCAGGAUUGCUAUUUUGUCGAUGAAUGGAGAUGUGCAUCAAGUGAAGAGGCUGGUGCGAUUGCUCCUCGCUGACCCGCUAGGAAAUGAGGAGGCGUGGGAGCAGGAGCUGCUGAGCAUGGAGCCGGGAGAAAGUGUACUUCUAAGAUAUGGGGACGAAGUCGACGCCGUACGGUCGAGUUCUCAAAUCCGGACUCUUCCGAUUCCCUCUUCUACGCUACAGAAGCAUAGGUUAGAAAUCCUUGUGUCGAAUUUACACUCAAAGAUAUCUGUUUCAGAAGCUACUCCAGAUGAAAUAGCUAUUAAGUCAAUAUUGGUUCCAGCCCUCGACAGCCAAGCUACCUCGAGCGGUCAAGUUUCGCGACUUACGUACCCCAUCCACAAGGCACUACUUGUAGGAGAAGGUGUCAAGAGUUUGGUUGACUACGGAAGAUUUAUAUCUGGGGUAAAUUUGCAGGUUCUACAGCCAGAGAUGGUUCAAAUCGCUGCAGAAGCACCAGCACUAUCAAGUGUCGAUUCUUCUCAACACAAGCUCGGCGAUCCGCUGUUACUAGACGUUCAAUCUGGUGAACAUGCUCUGGCUAGCAUUCGCCAAUCGAUCCGUAAUGCUAUUGCUUGGGAACACGGGUGGUUCAAGGCGGGAAUACCACCUCUAUCUUCGUGGCUGGUCGCAGGAACAGUGAGUGCGAAUGAUGAGCUGAAACCUGCUGUGAAGAAGCUGGUGGAAUCUGUCUUGGAACACGCAGAAACAUCCAUUUUAUCUGCAGAAAAUGCAGCACAGCUAGCGGUACAUGCUGCAACUGUACCUGCCAGUAUUCGGCGUGACAUCCUUGCUGCCACAGCGUCGUGGUCAGAAGACGCUCAUAACGAACUUCGUAACCAGCUGGAUCUGGCCUUCUCAAGCAAAAAUUGGGCCCGCCUGAAAUGGUACAAGCUUUUCUGGCGUAGUGAUGAUGUAACGAUGCUAUUAUCAGAGAUAAUGGAGCAGCGAUGGCUUCCGGAGGCUGAGAAGGGCGCCAUUUACCUUGCCGGCAGGAUCGAAGGCUCAGGCUUAAUGGAUUCAAAUGUCAAGAUGAAACUCUCGAAUCAACCUACAAGCUUGCCAGAAGCAGCUCCUGAGCCUGCCUCAUCUGACAUCACGCAGCCCAUUGGCCGGCAUAAAUAUCCGAUGCAAAUCGCUCGAACACGCGAAGCGCUUGUCUCGAAAACCAUCCCUGCCUUACAAGCACUUUCACAAAAACUAGUACUCGAAACAGGUUCCGCCACUGCCAUCACUACAACCCUCACUGCCAUGGCAUACAUUGGCUUUGCAAAUGCCACUCUAUUCGAGGCAGGCGCCAUCUUCGCCUUUGGUGUUGUCAUCAGUCUGAAGCGGUUGCAGAACAAAUGGGAAACUGCACGCGACUUCUGGCAGGGCGAAGUUCGUGAAGAAGGGCGCAUUGCACUCAAGAAGACCGAAGAUGCUAUCAAGGAAAUUGUUGAGAUUGGCGGUGUUGGUGCAAUCGAUGAGAAGGGUGCUGAAGAUCGCCGGAAGGCUAAAGCUGCUGUUAACGCAGCAAGAGAGGCAUUGCGCAGGAUGAAGUAAAGUGAUAGAGCAUGCAUACCUGCACGGUUAAUAUUCGCUCUUCUGCAUCACAAACUCCGAGUAUGCGUGCGCUAUCUCUUCAAAUUGGAGAUUGGCGACCUUGCGUUCGAAACGAAGUGGAGUACUUUCUUGAUGGCGGCACUCACCAUAGGGAUAAAAAAUGGGAAUGUUUGAAUUACAACACCGCUUUCAAAAGAGCACAAGCACCAGUCGCGCGUGUCUCAGUUGCUCUAAACAGACAUUCGGAGAAUCCUUUUUGCUGAUCACGGUGCACCUGUGGAAUGUCCUACGUCUAGACGGGUUCGCUCUUUCAGACUUGUCUCAACAUCGAGCCCUCGGACAUCACAAUGUUUGUUUGAGACGAUUGACAGUCUGGGUCUGCACCGUACAUUAAAUCGAAGCCCGAAGGCGUUUUGAGACGUCUAUCCUGUUAUCCCACCAUCCUCAACAUAACCAAGGAGAGCAGACAGAUAGAAUUGGGUUUUUAAACAAGUCACAAAGGAAAAUUUUUAGUCUCCGAUGGAUUUAAUGAGGUGGAAAUGAUCCCCAAAGUUGCGAAAAUGGCAUCACGUAGUUUCGUUCGUGUCCGAAGACUUUCGUAGUGUUUUGUUGUAUAAAUGUAAUGGAGAAUCGUGAUCGUCUUGUUAGCACCAUCGUUUUUCGAACUGUAUAGUAAUUUUCAUCUUCUUAAGCGGCUCUGGCUACAUGAAAUGCAGCAACUGGAGGCCGG